This is a messenger RNA of Lipotes vexillifer (Yangtze River dolphin), 390 nucleotides long. RefSeq names its product 2'-5'-oligoadenylate synthase-like protein 1. The transcript is spliced from 2 exons. The record is from RefSeq and is a predicted model, not a curated record. Gene Ontology annotation, molecular function: double-stranded RNA binding. Gene Ontology annotation, biological process: defense response to virus; negative regulation of viral genome replication; regulation of ribonuclease activity. Gene Ontology annotation, cellular component: nucleoplasm; cytosol; membrane. The annotation marks the transcript as partial. Lineage: Eukaryota; Metazoa; Chordata; Mammalia; Artiodactyla; Lipotidae.
UGCGUGAAAUCCUGGUGCCUUAGGGCAGAGCUACCCCCUCUCUAUGCCCUUGAGCUACUGACCAUCUACGCCUGGGAAGUGGGUACUCAGGAGGAGGCAUGUUUCAGGUUGGACAGCGGCCUGGCCACCGUGAUGAGACUGCUUCAGCAGUAUCAGUUACUCUGCAUCUACUGGACCGACUACUACACGUUCCAGAACCCGAUCAUUGAGGACUUUGUCAGAAAACAGCUCAAAAAAGAGAGGCCUAUCAUCCUGGAUCCAGCUGACCCCACCCACAAUGUGGCAAAAGGCUACAGAUGGGACAUAGUCGCUCAGAGGGCCUGCCAGUGCCUGAAACAGGACUGUUGCUAUGACAACUACGAGAACCCAGUCCCCAAAUGGAACGUGAAG